Molecule: messenger RNA, 2006 nt
Organism: Amborella trichopoda
Lineage: Eukaryota; Viridiplantae; Streptophyta; Magnoliopsida; Amborellales; Amborellaceae
Product: stearoyl-[acyl-carrier-protein] 9-desaturase, chloroplastic
Biological process (GO): fatty acid biosynthetic process
Cellular component (GO): chloroplast stroma
Molecular function (GO): stearoyl-[ACP] desaturase activity
Source: RefSeq, a predicted model, not a curated record
CUAGUGGCGCCCGCUCACGGUGUUUGAGUGAGGGCAUAGCUGGUUAUGCCACGUGUCACGACGUCGUUCCCUCCAUUUGAACAAGUGGAGAGGACGAUGAGACAGAGAGAGAGAGAGAGAGAGAGAGAGAGAGUGGUGGAGAGAGAAAUAGGGCCACUUCCUAUACAUGGCUCAACACCCCCAUUCAUGCAUUUUGCCGAGUGUGAAGCUCUUCUCGUGUGCGUCGCAGGCAUAAGGCCUUAUUUCUCUCUCUCCCACCUACCUUUCUCUCUCUAAAAUAUUUCCCUUCUCUCUCUCUCUCUACCUCUACAUUUCCUGAUCUCUUUCCAGAGCUUUGCUCCUUAUUCCUGCUAUUUCCUUCUCUCUUGAUUUUCUCCCCUCUUUCUCUCUCUAAAUAUUUCUCUCUUUCUAGAUUCCGUGAUUAUUUGUGCAUUUAGGGAGAUAUGGCUUUGAAGCUUUCGCUUCCUUCACAAUCCUCUUUCCCAAGUCUAGGGCUUCAGCGCUCAAGGCCUGGAUCUGCUCGUUUCUUCAUGACCGCCACUCUUCCACCAAAAUCCAAGGAGAUUGACAGUCUUAGGAAGCACCUCAGCCCUCGAGAAGUGCAUGUUCAAGUGACCCAUUCGAUGCCUCCAGAAAAAAUUGAGAUCUUUAAAUCCUUGGAGGAUUGGGCAGAGCACCAUAUCUUGGUCCACCUGAAAGCUGUAGAGAAGUCAUGGCAGCCUCAGGAUUUCUUGCCUGACCCUUCUUCCGAGGGUUUUCUCGAUGAAGUGAGGGAACUAAGGAAGCGGGCUGAGGAAAUCCCAGAUGAUUACUUUGUUUGUUUGGUUGGAGAUAUGAUCACUGAGGAAGCUUUGCCCACCUAUCAGACAAUGCUCAAUACCCUUGAUGGUGUUCGUGAUGAAACUGGGGCAAGUCCAACUUCUUGGGCAGUUUGGACCAGGGCCUGGACUGCUGAGGAAAACAGGCAUGGUGACCUUCUAAACAAGUACCUCUACUUGAGUGGGAGAGUGGAUAUGAGGCAGAUCGAAAAGACGAUUCAGUAUCUUAUUGGAUCAGGAAUGGAUCCACGCACAGAGAACAGCCCCUACCUUGGCUUUAUUUACACAUCUUUCCAGGAGAGGGCGACCUUCGUAUCGCAUGGUAACACUGCAAGGCACGCAAAGGACUAUGGUGACAUGAAGCUAGCUCAGAUCUGUGGAAUCAUUGCUGCUGAUGAAAGGCGCCAUGAGACUGCCUACACCAAGAUCGUGGAGAAGCUCUUUGAGAUUGACCCUGAUGGCACAGUCUUGGCAUUUGCUGACAUGAUGAAGAAGAAGAUAUCCAUGCCUGCUCAUUUGAUGUAUGAUGGGCAAGAUGACAACCUCUUUGAGCAUUUCUCGUCUGUUGCUCAGAGGUUGGGGGUUUAUACAGCUAAGGAUUAUACAGAUAUACUAGAAUUCCUGGUUAAUCGAUGGAAUGUUGAGAAGCUAACGGGUCUUUCUGGGGAGGGGCAGAAGGCCCAAGAUUUUGUGUGUGGCUUGGCUCCAAGGUUUCGGAGGCUGGAAGAGAGAGCCCAAAGUCGGGCAAAGCAAGCCACAACAGUUCCUUUCAGCUGGAUUUUCAACAGGGAAGUUCUUCUGUAGAAGGGCCUCUAAGGUCAGUUAUACUGCUCUUAGACAUGAUAGGAUUUCUUUCACACCGGUUGCUCUGCAACCACAUUUUCAUUUUGGGUUGUUCUGCAAUGGGAUGCGGGUUAGGUGGUAGGUCUCUGAAUCAUCAUUUGCCGUGUUCUCUCGAUGUUUUGCAUGUUGGGAAUUUCGUUGAUCAGGUGUAGUUUGAGGUCCCCGGUUUGCUUAGUAAGGUUGAGCUCUUGACAUGGGAAAUGGUGAUAUAAUAUGGAUCCAUGUUUGCAGUAUCUGAUGUAAGGAACUUCUUUUAUAUUGGUUAUCAUACUCAUUCUCUCAUUGUAACAUGGAUGUAUAAUGCGUGACACUAUCACAUUACAUCUUUUUGUUUUCUUUCUUCCA